AUGAUGGUCCCCAGGGCUUUUCUUUUUAGUUCUGUGUCUUCCCCAAAACCAUUCAGGCAAGAUGAGAAGGAUAUACCGCCAACCUCCACCUCUACCUCCCCCAUGGCCUUUUUCACGGCGCGGGACGUCGUCUCUGGCCUCGAGUUCCCCAGCGAGGCGACCUCUCAUGCUACGAGCCCAGUCGUGAUCCCUCCGAAACGGGGACCUCGUGUUACAUCAAGGCUUGAGAACAGCACAGCGCAUGGUUCAAAGAUCCUCUGCAAUAAGACAGUAUCUCCCCGGUCAUCGUCGCCCGCUUUGCGCGAUCGCCAUGUACCCACAUCCAUUGCGUCCAUCCUAGAAGCCACCGCGAUUCCAGUUCCCAGACGCACCUGGAGCGUGCGAGAGUCACGGAAACUACCGCGCGGAGAUCAUGUGCAGGAGUUUAGCAGGUUGCUGAUGGAAGGGAUCAAAUCAAGAGAUGAUCAUUUACUAGAAGGGACUGGUAACACUGCGCUUGACAUUUUGCUUAGCCCUCCAGAUGAGAGUGAAAAGUCGGUGGUUGGCAGCGAUUACGAGCCUGAGACACCGUCAUUUUCUGGACGGUCUAUGUCGCUCGAAUCGAUGCCGUUAUUAGAUCACGAUCUGGAUUCUCCAUCUAGCCUUCCUGUGCCGCCUACCCCAGCAAGCCAGCGAAGCCCUUCAGAAAGAAGAUACCGCCGCCCACCACAUCCGGAAGAUUGUGCUCUUGACCAUCCUCUGCUGGAAAGGGAUCUGUCGGAAUCAGAUUGGAGCCUGACUGAUUCGCAGCCCUUGUUUACUGAUGCCACUCCUUCCAAAUCCUCUGGCCCAUCCCGCUCGUUCCCUCGAUUAGGCUCCUCCUUCAAAUCCAAUCUGACAGCAUCUUUACGAGCAAUCAAGUCCGCUGCUCAAACUGUUUCGACCUUUGCUUCUCCAUCGGUACAACCAGAGGAUUUUUUGACGCGGUCUCUGUUUAGUAUUACUCCGGAGAUGACGGAUGACCGACGGCCUCCGCCCAUGAACGAGCCGCCAUCGCCCGCCCUAAGGCGGUAUCUGAACCCGAUUCAGGUUUCACCCUCCGAGAUGUAUGCUUACCAAGACUAUCCACAUGAAACCCUGGAUUCUCGGAACUGCCCAGUGUCGAUCCAAAUGCAGACAUAUCACCGUUCAGGGGCCCGUGGAGGUCGUAAGGGCAGGUUUCGUCUCGCCGGCUCCGCAAGCCGAGAUCGACAAUUACUGCCAUUCGAUCCAGAGCAUCCGGCCUUCUCACGGCCCCGAGAACCGCGGGAGAACAGUGAUUUUCUGCGCAUGGUGGUUCUCGAAAUGAACAUGAGACGUAGCGGAAAGCUUCGGGAUGACAUCCCUACCCGGGCGCGGAUCUGGUUACCACCACGGAAAAGCAUCCAGCAUCGGUUCGCCGUCUACGACUUUGAUGAGCACGACCACGAAGAAGACACUGAGCAUGUAAUCCCUCCACGAUGGAUCGGAAUUUCUGCCUGA
Aspergillus lentulus is the source of this 1500-nucleotide messenger RNA. RefSeq lists its product as uncharacterized. NCBI's taxonomy places the organism in Eukaryota, Fungi, Ascomycota, Eurotiomycetes, Eurotiales, Aspergillaceae. The record is from RefSeq and is a predicted model, not a curated record.